AUGGGAGAUGAGUCUUUCCGAGGUGCACAUCAAGCGCAGAAGAAGCAACUGGCAGGUGGGGAUCUGACCCUUGCUUGUGGCCAUAACUGUUUUUCAACACCCAAUGAAGAGGAGGAUUCGGCAAUUAAAUCAGAAGUGGAGGACUGCAAUGAAACCCCUUCCACAGAAGAGGACCUGGAGCCGUCUGAGUAUACCAAGGAUUUGGUCCUGAAGCAGUCUAUGCCGAAGAAGAGCAUCACUCAGAUCAUCAAGGACAAGAAGAAACAGAUGCAGCUGACUUUGCAGUGGCUUGAGGAAAACUACAUUGUUUGCGAGGGGGUGUGCUUGCCGCGAUGCAUCCUCUACGCACAUUACUUAGACUUUUGUAGGAAGGAGAAACUGGAACCAGCGUGCGCUGCAACAUUUGGGAAGACGAUUCGACAGAAGUUUCCUCUGUUAACAACCCGGAGACUUGGCACCAGAGGCCAUUCAAAGUAUCACUACUACGGCAUCGGCAUCAAAGAGAGCAGUGCAUAUUACCACUCGGUUUACUCAGGAAAAGGCCUGACAAGAUUUUCCGGGAGCAAACUGAAGAACGAGGGAGGCUUCACACGAAAGUAUUCGCUCAGCUCAAAGACAGGAACCUUGUUGCCAGAAUUUCCAAGCGCCCAGCAUCUCCUACUUCAGGAUUCAGUCUCCAAAGAAAAGGUGGACACCCUAAUCAUGAUGUACAAAACACACUGCCAGUGCAUUCUGGACAACGCCAUCAACAGCAAUUUUGAAGAGAUUCAGAACUUUCUACUGCACUUCUGGCAGGGGAUGCCCGACCACCUGUUACCCCUCUUAGAGGACUCUGUCAUCGUUGACAUCUUCUGUGUAUGCGACUCCAUACUGUACAAGGUCUUGACCGAUGUUUUAAUUCCUGCCACAAUGCAAGAAAUGCCCGAAAGUCUCCUCGCAGACAUUCGGAACUUCGCCAAGCACUGGGAGCACUGGAUGGUCACCUCUCUAGAGAAUCUCCCAGAAUGCCUCUCUGAGAAGAAGCUGCCUAUCGCCCGCCGAUUUGUGUCCUCCUUAAAGCGACAGACUUCUUUCCUACACCUCGCCCAGAUUGCCAGACCUGCUCUAUUCGACCAAAACGUGGUGAACUCCAUGGUGGGUGACAUCGACAAGGUAGACCUCAACAGCAUCAGCUCCCAGGCCCUACUCACCAUCUCUAGCAGCGGAGACCAGGACACGGAUCUCUACUCCGAAUACGACUCUAUUGCAGUGUUUCAAGAACUGAAGGACCUCCUGAAGAAGAAUGCAACUGUAGAGUCCUUCAUUGAGUGGUUGGACACUGUCGUGGAACAGAAGGUCAUCAAGCCAAGCAAGCAGAAUGGCCGGUCGCUGAAGAAGAGGGCACAGGAUUUCCUUCUCAAGUGGAGUUUUUUCGGUGCACGGGUCAUGCACAACCUCACCUUGAACAACGCUACCAGUUUUGGUUCGUUCCACUUGGUCCGAAUGCUUCUCGAUGAGUAUAUCCUGCUGGCUAUUGAGACACAGUUCAACAACGACAAGGAACAAGACCUGCAAAACAUUUUAGAUAAAUACAUGAGAAAUGCAGAUGCUAGCAAGGCGGCCUUCACUGCCUCCCCCAGUUCCUGCUUCCUCGCCAACCGCAGUAAACCCAACUCCGCGCCCAACGACUCUUCGCUGAAGAACGAGUCGCUCCCAGAACACGCCUACCUGUCUCUCGCGGCCAAUCAGAGCGAGCUGGAUGCAAACAUGGCAGCCUAUCAGGAGGCGGAGUCGGAAGGCCUUCCUCUGACAGGCCAAAUGGACUUCUCCCAGAACAGCGUUCCGCUGAUGACACCCCCCAUCUCUCCGGCGAUGGCGAGCAGAGACAGCGUGAUCAACCAGGGCCCCAUGGCUGUCCGACCUCAGGCUGGCUGCGCUGCCCUCCAGCCGCACACCGCCUGCCAGGCCUUCUCCGACAUCAUGUACCAGAACCUGCCCCACAGCAGCCCCGGCGUCUACCCAAGCAACCCCGGCUACCAGGCGUUGUUCAGGCCUCAGUCGCUAGCCCCGCCUGCAGCCUACCAGCCGCGGGCGGAAGGCAGCCGCUACCCCUCGUUCGGCGACCAGCCGGAGCAGCAGCUGCCGAAGGACUUCUUCAGCAGCAGCUGCGCCGUGACACCCUACCACUCCCGGCCCGUGGCAAAUUUUGGCGGCGCACCGGACCCUGCGGCGGAGGCACAGGGCAUGCAGCUACUGGACCCUGGAGGAUACAGCUUUGUGGGGGGUGGCCUGAAUGGAGGCGGGGCUUGUCACCAGGGUUCGGCCUACUCGGUGGCAGGACACAGCGGGUACUAUGGAAACAGCAGUUUCGGUGAUUCCCAGAGGCUCAGCUCUGUGAUCGACCAGCACGUGUCAGUGAUCAGCAGCGUGAGCGCGAUCCGGCCGAUCCCCGCCUACAGCGACGUUCACGACCCGCUCAACAUCCUGGAUGACACAGCCAGGAAACCGGGAGGCUCGUACUACUCUGACCCUCAGGCACUCGUGUCCCGGACCCCAGGAUCCUCUGUGGCUGCUACGACCCCUUCCUCUGCCUCCACCCCCUGCAUGUACGGAUCCGCUCCCCAGUUCCCCUCCCAGGACACGCUGCUUCCUCACCGGUCCCACGUGGAUGUCCGAGACAUGGUUUCAUCGCUGCCACCCAUCAACACUGUGUUCAUGGGGUCUGCGGGAGGUGGUCCCUGAUGCUGCCCCCACUGCCCACCCCUUUAGCUCCAGCUGAAGCAGAACCACUGGCCUCACAUUUAAACAC
Scleropages formosus (Asian bonytongue) is the source of this 2788-nucleotide messenger RNA. It is a transcript of the gene rfx6, whose product is annotated as regulatory factor X, 6. The record is from RefSeq and is a predicted model, not a curated record. The coding region runs from base 1 to 2721 and encodes 906 amino acids. Gene Ontology annotation, biological process: regulation of transcription by RNA polymerase II. Gene Ontology annotation, molecular function: RNA polymerase II cis-regulatory region sequence-specific DNA binding; DNA-binding transcription factor activity, RNA polymerase II-specific. Lineage: Eukaryota; Metazoa; Chordata; Actinopteri; Osteoglossiformes; Osteoglossidae. The transcript is spliced from 19 exons.